GGCAGGGCGCAGCGCAGCCCCAGGGCAGCAUCAGGCCUGCUGAAGGGAGGCACUGAUUUUCUCCUCCUCACAGCCCAACGGCACCCGCGUGCCCAUGGAGAUCGUGCUCAUGGAGAAGGUGGGCUCUGGCUGCCGCAACAUCAUCCAGCUCCUCGACUGGUUUGAGCUGCCUGACAGUUUCGUGCUGGUGAUGGAGCGUCCGGAGGCAUCGCAGGAUCUCCUGCAGUUCCUGAUGGAGCAGGAGUUCCUGUGCGAGGAGAUGGCGCGCUGGCUUUUCUGCCAGGUGCUGGAGGCCGUGCGGCACUGCACCGCCUGCGGCGUCCUGCACCGGGACAUCAAGCCGGAGAACCUCCUCGUGGACCCGGAGAGCGGCGACCUGAAGCUCAUCGACUUCGGUUGCGGCACCUUCCUCCAGGAGCGGGCCUACACGUCUUUUGCCGGUGAGCCCACGGCCCGGGCCCUGCUCCCAGUGCCAGGCACUGCACAUCCCCGCUCCCUGCUGGGCUGCGGCCUUCGGCCGGCUGCCCUUUGGCGCGGGGCAGAUGCCGUGCCCCAGGAGCCGGCUGCCGGCCCUGCCGACAGAGGGGGGCGGCAAAAGCCAGCUCCCGGCCUCUCAGCUCGGCAGGCCCACGAGGGCUUGGGCUGCUCUGCUGGCCUUCUCUGCCUUGCAGAAUGGUUUCUUGGCUUUGGCCAGCUGGCUGGGGGGCGCCGGGUGGCCUUGGGGGAUAACCGAACACACGAGUACAGCCCGCCCGAGUGGAUCUGUCUCGGCUGCUACCACGGCCAUGCGGCGACCACCUGGUCCUUGGGCGUGCUGCUGUACGUCAUGGUCUGCGGGCGCCUCCCCUUCAGGGACGACCGUGACAUCGUGCUGGGGCAGCUCUUCUUCUGGCAGCAGGUCUCUCCAGCUCCCCGCAACGUCGAUCUGCCCCCGAGGGCCGGCCGCAGCAGGUGGCUCGUGCCCGACGGGGUCAGCGUGGCACGCGCGGCCGAAGGAGGCGGCCGUGUCCCGCCGUGCCGCUCUCCCGCGCGGGGCAGAGGCGAGUGCCAACAUCUGAUCCGGUGGUGCUUAGCCAAGCAGCCUGCGGACAGGCCUGAGCUGGAGGAGAUCUUGCGCCACCCUUGGGUUUUCUGCGGCCAUGUCCGCCUUCAGCCAUGA
This is a messenger RNA of Passer domesticus (house sparrow), 1159 nucleotides long. RefSeq names its product serine/threonine-protein kinase pim-1-like. Lineage: Eukaryota; Metazoa; Chordata; Aves; Passeriformes; Passeridae. The transcript has 5 exons. Gene Ontology annotation, biological process: regulation of mitotic cell cycle; negative regulation of apoptotic process; protein autophosphorylation. Gene Ontology annotation, cellular component: cytoplasm. Gene Ontology annotation, molecular function: protein serine/threonine kinase activity; ATP binding. The coding region runs from base 95 to 1159 and encodes 354 amino acids. The record is from RefSeq and is a predicted model, not a curated record.